AUGGCUUCCAACCUCAUUCUCUCUCUACUCUCUAAGGAGUUUCUCACUGGUGAAAACUUCAUGAAGUCGAAGUCCAACAUCAACAUUGUGUUGAUCGGCAAUAACACUAAGUUCGUCAUGAUUAAGAAUAAACCUAACAUUCCCGAUGAAAAUGCAACCAAGUCUGUUCGGGAGAGGUACGAGCGUUGGCAUAUUGCAAACAACAAAGUCAAAGCGUACAUGCUUGCGAGCAUGUCGGACACACUGAGGACUAAGUUGGAGAAUGUGGACACUCAUUUUGACAUCAUGGGCCAGCUUCAAGACAUGUUCGAGCAUAAAUCUGAUGAAGCCUGUUUCAAAGCCACCAAGAAGUAUGUGAAUGUUAAGCUGGCAUCAUAG
Molecule: messenger RNA, 378 nt
Organism: Humulus lupulus (European hop)
Lineage: Eukaryota; Viridiplantae; Streptophyta; Magnoliopsida; Rosales; Cannabaceae
Exons: 1
Coding region: 1-378 (125 amino acids)
Source: RefSeq, a predicted model, not a curated record